Molecule: messenger RNA, 3625 nt
Organism: Oncorhynchus kisutch (coho salmon)
Lineage: Eukaryota; Metazoa; Chordata; Actinopteri; Salmoniformes; Salmonidae
Product: globoside alpha-1,3-N-acetylgalactosaminyltransferase 1
Exons: 11
Coding region: 2410-3486 (358 amino acids)
Biological process (GO): carbohydrate metabolic process
Cellular component (GO): Golgi apparatus; membrane; vesicle
Molecular function (GO): hexosyltransferase activity
Source: RefSeq, a predicted model, not a curated record
UACACGAAUCCACUAACUAUACGACGCUCUAGAUAACAGCAUCUACAAAAUUACUAAAAUGUAAAAAUGGGUGGGAACAAGGUUCGGGAAAUCUGAUCCUAGAUCUGUGGAUAGGUUAGUAUCUAACGCUAGUGACAUAGCGACAGAUACAAUAUAGACAGUUCAAUCUAGACCAGUUGACUGAAGCUGGCAUCGAGACCGCUGGACUGAAGAUGGCAUCGAGACCGCUGGACUGAAGCUGGCAUCGAGACCGCUGAACUGAAGCUGGCAUCGAGACCUCUUAACUGAAGCUUGCAUCAAGACCGCUGAACUGAAGCUGGCAUCGAGACCUCUUAACUGAAGCUUGCAUCGAGACCGCUGGACUGAAGCUGGCAUCAAGACCGCUGAACUGAAGCUGGCAUCGAGACCGCUGGACUGAAGCUGGCAUCGAGACCGCUGGACUGAAGCUGGCAUCAAGACCGCUGAACUGAAGCUGGCAUAGAGACCACUGAACUGAGGCUGGCAUCGAGAACGCUUAACUGAAGCUUGCAUCGAGACCUCUUAACUGAAGCUGGCAUCGAGACUGCUUAACUGAAGCUGGCAUUGAGACAGCUGAACAGAAGCUGACUGGCAUCGAGACCGCUGGACUGAAGCUGGCAUCCAGACCUCUUAACUGAAGCUUGCAUCGAUACCACUUAACUGAAGCUAGCAUCGAGACCUCUUAACUGAAGCUGGCAUCGAGACCGCUGAACUGAAGCUGGCAUCGAGACUGCUUAACUGAAGCUGGCAUUGAGACAGCUGAACAGAAGCUGACUGGCAUCGAGACCGCUGGACUGAAGCUGGCAUCCAGACCUCUUAACUGAAGCUUGCAUCGAGACCGCUGGACUGAAGCUGGCAUCCAGACCGCUUAACUGAAGCUUGCAUCGAUACCACUUAACUGAAGCUAGCAUUGAGACCUCUUAACUGAAGCUGGCAUCGAGACCGCUGAACUGAAGCUGGCAUCGAGACCACUGAACUGAAGCUGGCAUCGAGAAUGCUUAACUGAAGCUUGCAUUGAGACCUCUUAACUGAAGCUGGCAUCGAGACCUCUUAACUGAAGCUGGCAUCGAGACAGCUGAACUGAAGCUGGCAUCGAGUCCACUGGACUGAAGCUGGCAUCGAGACCGCUGGACUGAAGCUGGCAUCGAGUCCACUGGACUGAAGCUGGCAUCGAGACCACUGAACUGAAGCUUGCAUCGAGACCGCUGGACUGAAGGUGGCAUCCAGACCGCUUAACUGAAGCUUGCAUCGAGACCGCUGGACUGAAGCUGGCAUCCAGACCACUUAACUGAAGCUGGCAUCGAGUCCACUGGACUGAAGCUGGCAUCGAGACCGCUGGACUGAAGCUGGCAUCGAGUCCACUGGACUGAAGCUGGCAUCGAGACCGCUGAACUGAAGCUGGCAUCGAGACCGCUGAACUGAAGCUGGCAUCGAGACCUCUUAACUGAAGCUGGCAUCGAGAACGCUUAUCUGAAGCUGGCAUCAAGACCGCUGAACUGAAGCUUGCAUCGAGACCGCUGGACUGAAGCUGGCAUCCAGACCACUUAACUGAAGCUGGCAUCGAGACCUCUUAGCUGAAGCUGGCAUCGAGACCGCUGGACUGAAGCUGGCAUCGAGACCGCUGAACUGAAGCUGGCUGGCAUCGAGACCGCUGGACUGAAGCUGGCAUCGAGACCGCUGGACUGAAGCUGGCAUCGAGACAACUGAACUGAAGCUGGCAUCGAGACCACUGAACUGAAGCUGGCAUCGAGACCACUGAACUGAAGCUGGCAAUCCAGACUGCUUAAGUGAAGCUGGCAUCGCAACCGCUUUGUCCUAAAAAUGCUUUCCAGUUUCACUGACGCGCAGCUAACUCGCUUGUGAUGGCUGAUGCGCCAAAAGCCUCCCUCACUCUUGUUUCACUUUGUAAAACAAUGGAUUGUAGCCCAAUAACAAGGAACAGCGUUCCCGACCUAAGUCUGUUCUUUGUCAUUGGGAUACAAUCCACAGCUACGCUAUUUAAAAAAAAAUGCCUUAUCGUGGUGUAGUAGGCUAUUCUGAAUUAUUUCUCAACAGACAGCAGUAAUUAUAUAACUUUGGCAAAUGUAUUUACAUUUAUCAGUGGUGAUGUAGUUCCCUCAGAAACUUUCUCGCGAUUCUAUUAGGAAAUAAAUGACGAAGUGCAACGCUGGAGAGAUGAGAGUUGCAGGCUGAUGUCUAUCAGAGCAGAGAGAGAGGGAGAGAGAGAGAUCAUAGAAAGUGUAUCUCAUUUUUGUUUUGCGAGAUAUACUGGCGCGCUUCUCACACAGCCAAGGGUUGGCCUCACACAUAAGUUACAAUGUUGCUCAAACCAAAUAGGCUCCGGAACAAAACAGUCCAAAACGGAGAAGAUCCGGCUCAAAUUAAGCACUGAUGACGAGCGUUCAGAUGGUGAUGGUGAGGAGAUUUUUAGUCUUCGGCAACUGUUGCUGUACCACAGCAAGUGAGCGAAUGAGGGGACGUGAACAUUUCCAAUUUUCUUUAGUACUGGCUGGGGGAAUGACGAUCUGCUGGCUCGUCUUCUCAUACUGUGCAUCCGUGUCUCUCACCCAGGUGAAUCGCCAGGUUGUGCUGAAUCACAGAUUACAGCGUAAGCAAGCCAAACUGAUGGAACCGGUGAGGACUGACGUGUUGACUGUAACCCCGUGGCUGGCUCCUAUAGUCUGGGAAGGGACUUUUGACCCCCAGGUCAUAGACGAGGCCUUUAUGUCACAAAACCUCACCAUCGCUACCACUGUGUUCGCUGUAGGGAGAUACACUCGUUUUCUCCGGGACUUCUUAGAGUCAGCUGAGAAGCACUUCAUGGUGGGGCUGGACGUGCAUUACUACGUGUUCACCGACCUGCCCGGCGACGUGCCCAACAACGUGACUCUGGGUGUCGGCAGACUGCUCAGCAUUGUGAGGGUGCCGAAGUUCGACCGCUGGCAGGAGAUAUCCCUCCGCCGGAUGGAGCUCAUCCAGACUGCCAUUAAGGAUCACAUCCACCGGGGGGCGAACUACAUAUUCUGCCUGGACGUAGACAUGAGGUUCCACGGCCGUGUGGGUCCUGAAGCUCUGGGGAGACUGGUGGCCGCCAUCCACCCCUGGUUCUACAUGUACCCCCGGAGCCAGUUCCCCUACGAGCGGAGGACCGUCUCCACAGCCUACAUACCCAUGGACCAGGGAGACUUCUACUACCAGGCCAACAUAUUCGGAGGAGCGUUGGAAGAUGUUCACCGGCUGACCAAGACGUGCAGGGAGCACCUGGAGGUUGAUAAGUCAGUGGGCGUGGAGGCUGUGUGGCAGGAAGAGAGUCACCUGAAUUGGUACCUGUUGAGGAACAAGCCAACCAAGCUCCUGUCACCGGAGUAUGUUUGGGACGACGCUAAAGGACAGGAUGCCAAGGAGAUAAAACUGGUCCGCUUCUCCUCUGUCAUUAAGAACAAGGCAGAGGUCAGGGAGAACCUCUGAGAGGAGAAAAUAAUAUAUGUCUUUGACACAAGCUGCAGGGAAGAGAGGAAAAAGUGGAGAGGAAAGAGGGAAGGAGGAGAGGGAAGGAGGGAAGGAGGAGAGGGAAGGAGGAAAGGAGGGGAGAGGAGAGGAGAGGGAA